Molecule: messenger RNA, 8580 nt
Organism: Cuscuta epithymum
Lineage: Eukaryota; Viridiplantae; Streptophyta; Magnoliopsida; Solanales; Convolvulaceae
Source: the annotation of a GenBank genome assembly
GUGACACCGCACCCGUACGUCCUUGAAAAUUGAUUCAAAAAUUCAAAGAUUAUGUAUUGGAUUUCUGAUUCCCAAACAAUUGUGAAACGAUUAAUGUUUUACGUAAAUAAUGGUCGAUUAGUGUACUGUUCAAACUCGUAUAUUAGUGUUGGGCGUGCAAACACUAUUUGGGUCUUACUAAUAAAUAAAAGAGCUCAACAUUUCCUAAAUAGGGAUACAUGAUCCUUCAAGACAAUUUGAGGAAGGUCGGGCGGCCCAAACAUUAUUUUGGGCCCAACCUGCUAAAAAUAGCAAGUAUUCGAGAAUGGCAUUCUAGACCCACUCGGGAGUGACCCACAUGGCUAGUAGCCCAAUAAUAUGUAUGACAAAUGUUACAUAAGUGAUAGAAUGAUUAAAGGAGAAUACAAAUGCCUAUAACCCCAUCUUUGGCAUUAUUGAGCUAAAUAAUGGGAGUAGGAUUUUCCUUCUAAAAUAUCCAUCAAGUAAAUUAUUGGGAUGAGCCUACACAUAUUGGAGAUCAAUAAUGUGAUUUAAUAAGUUGACUUGUUCUAAAUAAAUUAGGAUGAGUACAAAAAGACAUCUUUGACAAAAGAUAAAACAAUAGGACCCAUCUUCCUAAUUUUGGAAGUAUUGGUAGAUGUUUUGGACCCCAAAUUGAUUGGGAUCAUUUGGGGAGCACCCCACACCUUCUUGGCACCUGCAAAAUAAAGAGAAUGAGUUAAAAACCUUGGUUGGGGCGGACAAAAGGAGAGGGAGGCUGAACAUGACAUGUUUGUGAACCAAAUGGACCCUCUCCCCAUUUUUUUUGAUUGAGGUAUCUUGCUCAAUCAUCCCACAUGCCAACCCACUCCUAUCCUUUGACUUUUGAGGCUAAGUUAAGGCCAAGAUAACAUUUCCCCAGCUCCCAUUCGAACUCCCCAAGAUAAGAGGGAAGAAGAGAGCCACACAACCUAAAAGAGCAAGGAGAAAGCAAACUGCCCGCAGGUUUUUCCUCCAGUGAAAGGGUUACUUGUUUGCUUCAUAUCUCGAGUUAUACACAUCCAAAUAAGGCGUACGAGAUACCAACAGAAAGCUCUCAAGACGAGGAAUCCGUGAAGGUCUGGUUUGCAUCAAUCGGAGUAGUGGAAGGCUUCCAAAUUGACCGAGCAAAACACGACCUCGCAGGAAACGCUUUUGUAGUCAAAGAAUCGAGUUAGCCGGAAAACACCCGUUCUAGGGGCUGUUUUCGUAUCAACGAUUCGGGGUUGAAAUAGCAACUUGAGGAGGCUGUUUAGAACCCAUUUUCAAGCAAGGAACUAGUUCCCAAUCUUCCUUGGCCGAGGCUUUGGUCAUUGGAUCGAGAAGGGAGGUUUUAAAGCUCAUUUGAGGUUGAGGCUAGAGCUUGCUUCCUGUGCUCGUUGCUCGAGAGAUCAUCUAGGAGCGAAGACUUGGUUCGUGCUUCCUCCAUUCGGGUUUUAAACAUUAAUAAACAUGCUCAUGGAUAUUUUACUAUAGAGCCUGCGUGCUCAUGAAUAGCCCGGUGUGGCCUUUUGUUUUAAACAAUGUUUUCCGCUGCGUUAUGAAUUACUUAUUAUGUUUGUUUAUGGAUGUUAUAUGUGUGAAUGAUAUUCAUGACGCCUUGUAUAAUAUGAAUGUGUUGGGCUGCGGUUGACUAUUCGUAUUGUACGGCGGGUUGUUGACGUGUCCGGGUAGGUCCGGGGCGUGACAAUUGAGUUGGUAUCAGAGCCCUUAGUCCAUAAACUUCAUAAUGAAGUCUCAAAAUUCUCUUUUCAAAAUGAUUUUUGAAAACCAUGAGCAAAAACGUUUUGUACUUAAGAACUUUUGGUGUUUGAGUUGCAAGGUCUCUAAUUGUUAAGAUGGCGCCCUUAACGAUUGGUAUGGCGGUGACUUGGCCCAAGAGAUGUCUUAAGUGCCUAUCUGUCAGUUGACAUUUGAAACGAGUCUAAUGACUCAUUCUAAUUAUUUCUUUCAGCGAUGGUGGGUGAUGGUGGUAUUAUGAAUAGGGAGAACUCGGAAGGGCUUGCACCGGGUGGAACCGGGCAUGUCAACCGAGAAAAGCCCUUAGGACCAAAGGUGCAUGAAAUUCUUGAAGCUCAAAUCGUGAGUGGUGGUCAUGUUAAGACCAAGGAAAAAUCACCUUGUUAUGGCAAAACUGAACCACUCAAGGCUUCGGGUGACGAAGGAGAUGGUUUGAGUGAUGAGGACCUUGAUAAUGCACCCAUUGAACAAAUGGGCAUGGUCAUAAAUUGGCUUCAACGUGAACGUGCAAGACUUAUACAAAAACGCCAAGCUAGGCAAGCUAAGGACGCACCCUUAGGAAGGAAAAGAAAAUGGGGAGACCACGACCCCCAAGGACAUUCUAGGAGGACAAAUGUUGAGGGUGACAAAACCUUCGGGGUACACACAUUAUCGCUUGGGAGGAGUCGAGGCUCGGGUGGCCAGAACUCGAGGUCAAGAGGUUCGAGAGUACCUAAGUGCACAAAUUGUAAGAAGCACCACCCGGGUAAGUGUUGGGACCCUCCUAGGUGCUACCGAUGCAGAGAGAUUGGACACACGAAUGCGAAUUGCCCACAACUUAUACCCGACCAAACUUUGGGCUCAAGUAGUACGACUAUAGGCAUACGGAGUCAAGCCGGGGCCUCUCGAGCAAGUAAGGAACAUGGCGGAGCAAGUGUGAGCAACGCGCCGUCCGUGAAUCAAGGGAGGACUCAAGCUAGGGUCUACGCGAUGACGGAGGCGGAUGCUCAAGCUAACCCGGAUUCCGUUGCAGGUAUUGCCUCUCGUAUACUAGUGUUUUACCCUUAAUUAAUCCAUAAAUUGAGGUUACUAAUCGCUAGGAUCAUUGCACAAGGUUUUGGGGUCAAACCGGGGGAUUUCGGGCAACUUCAGGCGGCUGGGACCCAGGCACGAUCGUGCCUAAGGCAGACACGAUCGUGCCUCCAAGUCAGUAGCUGCCCAGGAAUUUCCCCAGCCCAGGCACGAUCGUGCCUAAGGCAGACACGAUCGUGCCUACAAGGCAGUAGCUCCCCAUGUGUUUCUCCAAACCAGGCACGAUCGUGCCUAAGGCAGACACGAUCGUGCCUCCAAGGCAGUAGCCCCCAGGGCUUUUUCUUGAGCCAGGCACGAUCGUGCCUACACCAGGCACGCCGUGCCUGGCACCCAGAUUGCCGAAAUAUGAUUUUUCGCACCGUUUUGCGACGAUAAGACCUUUUCUUGAUCCCUAACAUGCGUGUGAACAUUGUAACCUCCUAUAAAUGAUUAGGGAGGGUAGGAGAAAUGUCUUACAUGGUUCAUGAAUGUAGGGACACUAAAGAUUAAUGGGAAGGAUGCGCGAAUCCUUAUCGAUACCGGGGCGCAACGUUCAUUUGUGAAUGAAGCGGUCGCCAAGAGGUUGGGGGUGCAAUCCGCACCAUUGAUGCAAACCUUAGUGGUAUCAACACCAUUAGGAGAUGACGUGGAAAGAACUUGUUAUUAUCCAUCUUGUGGGGUGGAGGUUAAUGGUCAAACCUUGACGUGUGACUUCGUACCGCUGGGCAUGAUUGAAUUCGAUGCAAUCCUAGGGAUGGAUUGGCUAGAAGGGAACCAUGCUAGGGUAGAUUGCUACACGAAGGUUCUUGAACUCGAAGGCAAUGAUGGGGAGACCCUACGCUUCGAGGGCGAUCGAGGGAGAUCAAAUAGCUGUAUCAUAUCCGCCGUGAGAGCGAGAAAUAUGAUGAGAAAGGGAUGUCACGCAUAUCUAGCAUACGUGGUUGACAAAACCAAAGAGGAAACGAUCAUUGAUGAUGUGAGGGUGGUUUGCAAGUAUCCGGAUGUCUUCUCUAAAGACCUACCGGGGCUGCCACCUGACAGGGAGAUUGAAUUUGUGAUCGAGGUCGAGCCUGGUACCAAACCAAUCUCCAUACCGCCAUACCGUAUGGCACCCGCUGAACUUAACGAGUUGAAAACCCAAUUGCAAGAGCUUUUGGAUAACGGUUUCAUUAGACCAAGCCACUCCCCGUGGGGAGCACCAGUUCUUUUUGUGAAAAAGAAAGAUGGGACACUUCGAAUGUGUAUUGACUAUCGUCAACUGAACAAGGUCACAAUCAAGAAUAGGUAUCCUUUGCCUAGAAUUGAUGACUUGUUUGACCAACUACGAGGGGCAACCGUGUUUUGAAAGAUUGAUUUGAGGUCGGGUUACCAUCAAUUGAAGAUUAAGGAAGACGACAUUUUGAUUUACUCAAAGAGUGAGGAAGAGCAUGAAGAGCACUUGAUACUCGUUCUUGAGACACUACGGGAGAAGCAACUUUAUGCCAAAUUUUCUAAAUGUGAAUUUUGGCUAAAGGAAAUUGGCUUUCUCGGGCAUGUGGUUUCGGGAUCGAGAAUUGCUGUUGAUAAUAAGAAGGUAGAGGCCAUUACCGAAUGGGAGAGACCAAAGAAUGUCAAGGAAAUUCGUAGUUUCCUUGGAUUGGCAGGCUAUUACAGAAAGUUCGUGGAAAAGUUCUCUGUUUUGGCGUCGCCGUUGACGAAGCUCACUCGAAAGGGAGCUAAGUUUAUAUGGGAUGACAAAUGUGAGAAAGGAUUCAUCGAACUGAAGAAGAGAUUGACCGAGGCACCGGUACUUGCAUUACCCAAACAGGGUGUGGGGUACGAUGUCUAUAGUGACGCGAGCAUCCAAGGGUUUGGGUGUGUGUUGAUGCAGGAAGGGAGGGUAAUUGCCUAUGCUUCACGACAGUUAAAGAAGCAUGAGGUAAAUUAUCCUACCCAUGAUCUGGAGUUGGGAGCGGUGGUGUUUGCACUGAAGAUUUGGAGACAUUAUCUCUACGAAGAGACAUGUCACAUAUAUACCGACCAUAAGAGCUUGAAGUACGUGUUUACUCAGAAAGAGUUAAACAUGAGACAGAGACGGUGGAUGGAGUUGAUAAAGGACUACCAUCUAGUUAUUGAGUACCAUCCAGGUAAGGCAAACGUUGUAGCAGAUGCCCUCAGCCGGAAGAGCUCGUCUGGGCAUUGUUGACUAGUUUGAGGACACUGAGGGCCCAAUUGGAGGUAUCUAGCAACGGUGCUUUAUUGGCACGGUUCGAAGUAAGACCGACUCUACUUGAUGAGAUCAAGAAGGGUCAAGAGAAGGACACAGAACUUAUGAAGGUCCGGGAACGCAUGCCAGCGGGACCGGUGGAGGAUUUCAGGGAAAGAGAUGAUGGCCUCUUAUUAUUUCGUGACCGAGUGUGUGUACCGGCAAAUGACGAGCUCCGAAAGUCCAUCUUAGAGGAAGCUCAUUCAUCGGCGUAUGCCAUGCACCCAGGGGGCACGAAGAUGUACCGUGACAUGAAGGAGAGCUACUGGUGGUCAGGUAUGAAGAGAGAAAUAGCCGAAUAUAUCAGUCGAUGCCUUACUUGUCAACAAGUUAAGGCAGAGCAUCAGCAUCCAACAGGCUUAUUGCAACCACUUUCCAUUCCUGAAUGGAAGUGGGAACUCGUGACUAUGGAUUUUGUGGUAGGAUUGCCACGGACAAUCAGGAACUAUGAUGCAGUUUGGGUCGUUGUAGAUAGGCUCAUGAAGAGUGCACACUUCUUGCCUAUCAACACUACUUACCCACUUGAGAGGUUAGCCAAAUUGUAUACGGAUGAGAUCGUGAGGCUGCAUGGGGUCCCAGUGACCAUUGUAUCCGAUAGAGACCCACGAUUCCUAUCACGUUUUUGGCCAAAAUUUCAGGGGUCUAUGAGAAUGAGGUUGAAGUUCAGUACUGCUUUCCAUCCACAGACGGAGGGGCAGUCAGAAAGGGUUAUACAGAUCAUAGAGGAUACGUUGAGGGCUUGUGCAUUGAUUGGAGUUCCAAGGAAGUUGGGACAACCACUUGACACUUGUGGAAUUUGUCUGUAACAACAGUUAUGAGGCAAGCAUCGGUAUGCCACCAUGCGAGGCAUUGUAUGAGAGGAGGUAUCAUACACUGUUAUGCUGGGGUGAGGUUGGCUUGACCAAACUCGAGGGUACUGAGUUGGUUGAGGUCACCAAAUCAAAGGUGAAAUUGAUUCGAGAGAGACUCAAAGCGGCUCAGGAUAGGCAAAAGAGUUAUGCAGAUAAGCGUCGAAGAACCUUAGAGUUUAAGGUUGAUGACGAGGUAUUCUUGGAAGUUUCUCCUUGGAAAGGGAUCAUUCGAUUCCAAACCCGAGGGAAGCUUAACCCUCGAUACAUAGGUCCAUUCAGGAUUAUAGAGAGGAUUGGGGCCGUUGCAUAUCGUCUACAGUUGACUCCUGAAUUAGAGAAGAUACAUAAUGUGUUUCAUGUAUCCAUGCUUAAGAAGUAUGUACAUGAUCCCUCCCACGUAUUGGAGAAGCCGCCUGUAGAGGUACGUGAGGAUUUGAACUACGCUGUGCAACCAAUCAGGGUCACCGAUAGGAAGGUGAAGAAACUGAGGAGCAAGGAAGUCCCAAAGGUUAAGGUACUUUGGAAGAGCGAUCGGGUCGAAGAAGAGACAUGGGAAACAGAAGCUUUGAUGAGGAAGCAGUAUGCUUUCCUAUUCGAGUAGAGCUGUGAAUUUCGGGGACGAAAUUCCUGUUAAGGGGGGGGGGGGGGGGGGUGAACUUGUGACACCGCACCCGUACGUCCUUGAAAAUUGAUUCAAAAAUUCAAAGAUUAUGUAUUGGAUUUCUGAUUCCCAAACAAUUGUGAAACGAUUAAUGUUUUACGUAAAUAAUGGUCGAUUAGUGUACUGUUCAAACUCGUAUAUUAGUGUUGGGCGUGCAAACACUAUUUGGGUCUUACUAAUAAAUAAAAGAGCUCAACAUUUCCUAAAUAGGGAUACAUGAUCCUUCAAGACAAUUUGAGGAAGGUCGGGCGGCCCAAACAUUAUUUUGGGCCCAACCUGCUAAAAAUAGCAAGUAUUCGAGAAUGGCAUUCUAGACCCACUCGGGAGUGACCCACAUGGCUAGUAGCCCAAUAAUAUGUAUGACAAAUGUUACAUAAGUGAUAGAAUGAUUAAAGGAGAAUACAAAUGCCUAUAACCCCAUCUUUGGCAUUAUUGAGCUAAAUAAUGGGAGUAGGAUUUUCCUUCUAAAAUAUCCAUCAAGUAAAUUAUUGGGAUGAGCCUACACAUAUUGGAGAUCAAUAAUGUGAUUUAAUAAGUUGACUUGUUCUAAAUAAAUUAGGAUGAGUACAAAAAGACAUCUUUGACAAAAGAUAAAACAAUAGGACCCAUCUUCCUAAUUUUGGAAGUAUUGGUAGAUGUUUUGGACCCCAAAUUGAUUGGGAUCAUUUGGGGAGCACCCCACACCUUCUUGGCACCUGCAAAAUAAAGAGAAUGAGUUAAAAACCUUGGUUGGGGCGGACAAAAGGAGAGGGAGGCUGAACAUGACAUGUUUGUGAACCAAAUGGACCCUCUCCCCAUUUUUUUUGAUUGAGGUAUCUUGCUCAAUCAUCCCACAUGCCAACCCACUCCUAUCCUUUGACUUUUGAGGCUAAGUUAAGGCCAAGAUAACAUUUCCCCAGCUCCCAUUCGAACUCCCCAAGAUAAGAGGGAAGAAGAGAGCCACACAACCUAAAAGAGCAAGGAGAAAGCAAACUGCCCGCAGGUUUUUCCUCCAGUGAAAGGGUUACUUGUUUGCUUCAUAUCUCGAGUUAUACACAUCCAAAUAAGGCGUACGAGAUACCAACAGAAAGCUCUCAAGACGAGGAAUCCGUGAAGGUCUGGUUUGCAUCAAUCGGAGUAGUGGAAGGCUUCCAAAUUGACCGAGCAAAACACGACCUCGCAGGAAACGCUUUUGUAGUCAAAGAAUCGAGUUAGCCGGAAAACACCCGUUCUAGGGGCUGUUUUCGUAUCAACGAUUCGGGGUUGAAAUAGCAACUUGAGGAGGCUGUUUAGAACCCAUUUUCAAGCAAGGAACUAGUUCCCAAUCUUCCUUGGCCGAGGCUUUGGUCAUUGGAUCGAGAAGGGAGGUUUUAAAGCUCAUUUGAGGUGAGGAUCGACAUCUAGUUGCUUACAACUUGUAGGUUAAGCAUGAGAUUACCUAAAUGCCUAAAUAAUGUUUUCCAUGGAUUAUGAUGAUAAACUAUUGAUGGAAUAUUGAUCUAUUUUCCAAAGAAUGAAAUGGGAAAUGAUUUGGUGAAGUAUUGAUAAAAAUGGAGUUAAAUGAACUAUUGUGUGAAAUAGGCAUUUUACUCAUGUGUGCAUUGUGUAGAUACAUAAAUGAUUAUUUAUGUAUUACAUUGAAUGAUUUAGUUGCUGCUACAUAUCUCUAAAUAUGUAGGGUUUUACAAAUGGAAUAUAUGAUGGAUAAGAAUAAUCUUAAUAGUAUUGAAAUACUAGUUAAUGAUUGUUGUAAUUGUUAAGGAAUUGAAUCUAUGGAUUUGAUUGAAAUUGAUGAACUUGAUUGUGAUGCAAGUGACUAAAUUGAUGUAAUGUGAUGCUAAGACCAUGGUUGGGCAGUCCGUAAGGACGUCCCAAAAUAGAUUAUGGAUAUUACAAUUCUAGGCAUAGUGAGUGCUUAGGAAUUGGGGUCUAUGCCAAUGUAAGGAGAUGUACUUGAGCCGUGCUCAUAGAAUUGCAUUGGGUAGACAUGAUGAGGUGAUUGUAGUGCUUAGGAAUUGGGGUCUAUGCCAAUGUAA